AUGGUUAAAAAAAAAGACGAUUUUAUUCAAAGUGCUGUCAAACCAGAGAUGUGGGGAAACCCCACGUCUGAUAACUCGAGCUCCAAUUUCAAACAGAAACCCAUUGUACCCAUGUCACAAUACUCAGCCUUAUCCUCGGCUUUAUUGUUGGGAAUAUAUAUGUGUGUUUGUGAUGUACUGAAAGCAGAUUUUUUGGUGUUUCCAGAGUUAAAGUUGCCAGUACUUAGUGUUGGAUCCCAGAUGCCAGUGCAAAAGCUCAAGGGACAAAAAUGCCCAAAAGAUGGUCACAGCAACGCCAAAAAGAAAAAGUGUACCUCUGAUUUAGGAAAGUGUUUUUUGGAAAUUCAGAGUAACAAGGGCAGUGUUUCAGAAUCCCCCUGA
This is a messenger RNA of Phycomyces blakesleeanus NRRL 1555(-), 381 nucleotides long. RefSeq lists its product as hypothetical. The transcript has 6 exons. The coding region runs from base 1 to 381 and encodes 126 amino acids. The record is from RefSeq and is a predicted model, not a curated record. NCBI's taxonomy places the organism in Eukaryota, Fungi, Mucoromycota, Mucoromycetes, Mucorales, Phycomycetaceae.